AUGAUUACUGUCACAAAAACAGAAACAACAAAAACACUUGUUCUUAAAUUAAUAAAAAGUAAAGUAAAAAAGGUAACAUUUAGUAAAGAAACAAUAGAUAAUGAACAUCUUAAUAAAAAAAAGAGUAAAAUUUGCUGUAUUUUUCAUUCUAAAAAUGAAAAUAAAGAUAGAAAUAAAUAUGAAAGAAAUUAA
Messenger RNA from Vairimorpha ceranae, 192 nucleotides. Its product is annotated as protein phosphatase inhibitor. Bases 1 to 192 code for a protein of 63 amino acids. Lineage: Eukaryota; Fungi; Microsporidia; Nosematidae. Gene Ontology annotation, cellular component: nucleus. The record is from RefSeq and is a predicted model, not a curated record. Gene Ontology annotation, molecular function: protein serine/threonine phosphatase inhibitor activity; protein phosphatase 1 binding. The transcript has a single exon.